AUGGCAGAAUCAGUUCUCUCUUUUGUGCUGCGUCAACUCUCAACUUUUCUGCGCGAGGAGGGACGACUAUUGGGAGGGCUUCAGCAAGAGGUUCAAUUCAUCAUGGAUGAGUUGGAGCAAAUGAGAGCUUUCCUGCAAGAGGCAGAAGCAAAAGAAGAAGAUGCUCAACCCACGCUCCAACAAUGGAUCAAGCAAGUGCGAGAUGCUGCUUAUGACACUGAGGACAUUCUUGAUGAAUUUGUAGCUCGCUUUGCUCGGCAUGACGCAACAGGAUUCUACGGCUAUGUUCGGAGAAUUUUCAGCUCCAUCAAGAAUUUGAGAGCUCGUCAUCGAGUUGCUAGCCAAAUACAAAGCAUCAAGUCCAGAAUCGAAAGUAUUUCUGCAGGUCAUCAAAGAUACCAAUCCGAAUAUGGUAUCUCUGCCCAAGCGUCCAACUCACUUUCUGCUGUGAACAACACAACAUGGCGCUAUAGCAGAGAUGAUGCGCUGCUUGUGGAAGAAGAUAAAUUAGUUGGCAUUGACCAGCCCAAGAAACAUCUAAUUUCUAAGCUCCUCAAAGGGGAUGAUUACCAACUGAAAGUUGUUUCAGUGGUUGGUAUGGGAGGAAUUGGCAAAACUACCCUAGUGAAAAAAGUCCAUGAGGAUCCUGAAGUUAGAAGACAUUUCCCAGUUCGUGCUUGGGUAACUGUUUCUCAAACAUGUGACUUUCGGGAACUCCUGAAAGACUUGAUUCGGCAGUUGCACAAGGGAGGGGAGAAACCAGUCCCACAAUCGAUCGAGUCUUCGAAUACCACCGAGCUGAAAGAAAUUAUGAAAGAUUUUCUUCAACAAGAUGGAAGAUAUGCAAUUGUUUUUGAUGAUGUAUGGGACGUGGAAUUUUGGAAUACCAUCAAAUUUGCACUGCCCGAGAGUCGCCGUGGCAACCGUGUCAUGCUAACAACUCGAAGAGCUGAUGUAGCCUCUGCCUCUUGCAUUGAAUCUCGGCGUUUUGUCUACAGGAUGGAGCCACUAUCAGUUGAGGAUUCGAGGACCCUGUUUUGCCCCUGGCCAUUUGAUGGAUGUUGCCAAAGUGGGUUUUUGGCUUCGAAAGAUGUAAACAGAAUAGAUGAAUGGGAGAUGGUUCGACGCAGCCUUGGGGGUGAAUUAGAAGGCACGGGUAAGCUGGACAGAGUUAAAAAGAUACUCUCUCUCAGUUAUAAUGAUUUGCCUGGGCAUUUAAAGACGUGUCUGUUGUACACAAGUAUCUUCCCAGAGGAUCACAAAAUAGCAUGCUCAAGACUAAUUAAUUUGUGGAUUGCUGAAAGGUUUGUGGAAUGGAGAAAAGAUAUGAGUAUUGAAGAUGUAGCCUUGGGUUAUCUCAGUGAACUCGUCAACAGAAGCCUAAUUCAAGUGACUAAGGUGUUUUACGAAGGAACACCCAGCGAUUGUCGAAUCCAUGACCUAUUGAGAGAAGUUAUUCUUCUUAAGUCAAGGGAACAAAACAUGGUCACAGUUACUACUGGACAACCAAUGAUGUGGCCAUCCGAGAAGGUACGCCGUCUAGUAGUCCAUAGUAGUAGCAGUAACAACACCCAGCACCACCAACAAAGACGAAGUUAUUGCUUUGACCACCUCCGGUCAUUCGUUACAGUUGGAUCCACAGACCCGUUACUAUCCAAAACAUUGUUAUCUGAAGUUUUAGGGAGCAGUAAGCUGUUAAAGGUUUUGGAUUUGAGAGGUCAAGAGACACAAGAGGAAAUACCAAAUGAGAUUUUCAACUUGUUUCGUCUCCAGUAUCUGAAUCUAUGCGGUACAAGAGUGGAGAGAGUUCCGAACGCCAUUGGAAAGCUUCAACAUUUGGAGUAUCUGAAUUUGGCUGACACAAGAGUUAGGGAAUUACCCAUGGCAAUCCUAAAGCUGCAAAAACUUCGGUUUCUCAAAGUAUAUCAACAAGUUGAUUCUUCCGAUGAUGAUUAUGGAUAUCAUGGGUUUAAAGCUCCCUCAAAUAUGGGAGGGCUUCUUGCCCUAGAAAUAUUACACUCCAUAGAUGCAAGUAGUGGAUCCACAAUAAUCAAGGAGAUAGGAAAGCUGUCCCAAUUAAGAGAGCUAUAUAUUACAAAGUUAAGAAAAGAAGAUGGAAAGGAGCUCUGCUCCUCCCUUGCCAACCUCACCAGUCUUCGGGAAUUAAGCGUUGCUUCAAUUGGAAAAGGUGAUGAUUAUGAGAUAAUCGAUUUAAAUCAUCAUCAUCCUUCUCUUUCUUCUUCUUCUUCUUCUUCGUUUCUUCAAUCUCUUCGUAUGCUGAUUUUGCGUGGCCGCUUAGAAAAAAUGCCACAAUGGGUAGCUCAUCUUCACGGCUUGGUGAGAAUAGAUUUGGAUUGGAGCAGGUUAAGGGGCGAGGAGGAUCCGCUUGAAUCCCUCCAACAUUUGCCCAAUUUGGUUAGUAUUAAUUUGUGUGGAUCUUACCAGGGAGAAGGGCUGUGUUUCAAGGCCGGAGGGUUCCUAAUGCUGAAGAGGUUGCACUUAAAGAGAAUGGAAGCGUUGAGAUGGAUGAGAGUGGAGGAGGGUGCAUUGCCUCGUCUCCAAAAACUAUUUCUGCAACAACUUCCAUUACUAGAGGAGUUACCUUUGGGUAUUCAACACUUGAGUAAUCUUCAACGGCUGUCUCUGUAUGAGACGAGUUCUCAAUUGAGAGAGAAGGUGUUAGAGAAUCAGAAGGAGGAAACUGAAGAUUACACAGGAAUCGCACACAUUCCUGAAAUUCUCAUUGGUUACUAUACAGAUGAUAGGAAAUGGAGGCACCGCAGCCUGUGGGCGAAGAAGAAGAUAACAUAA
Messenger RNA from Coffea eugenioides, 2811 nucleotides. Its product is annotated as disease resistance protein RPM1-like. The transcript is spliced from 2 exons. The coding region runs from base 1 to 2811 and encodes 936 amino acids. The record is from RefSeq and is a predicted model, not a curated record. Gene Ontology annotation, biological process: defense response to other organism. Lineage: Eukaryota; Viridiplantae; Streptophyta; Magnoliopsida; Gentianales; Rubiaceae. Gene Ontology annotation, molecular function: ADP binding.